AUAACAUGCACCGCUUUUAAGAGGAAGUGCUUCGUUUCCAAUGUAAAUAACAUGGGGAAUUUUAAUUAAAAAUCGCGCAAGUUUUCCCUUAAUUCUAAAUCAUUUUCUAUUGACAAAGAAAAACAUGUAAAAUAAACGAGGAUAGGAGUUUGUAUUUCAUCAAGAUGUUCCGUGGUCCACGGGAUUAUUCCAAGUUAGACCUAAAACAGUUUGGUGGACACAAAGAUGAGGUAAACAGUGUGGCAUUUUCCCUAGACUUCCAGAUUAUGGUGACAGGAUGUGAUGAUGAGAGAGUUCGAGUCUUCAACACGAGCAAUGGAAACCUUGUCUGUAAACUAAAGGGACACACUGGGGCUGUUAAAAGUGUGUGUAUUGCCCCAGACAGUAAAACAUUGGCUAGUGGAUCAUAUGAUAAGACUGUCAGAGUAUGGAGAAUGAAUGACGGUGAAGCACUCCAUGUUCUUGAAGGUCACACAAAAAGUGUCGAGGUUGUCGUGUAUUCAGCAGACUCCAGUAAGCUUUGCUCUGGCUCCUGGGACAGAACUGCAAUACUCUGGGAUGUACAGAAUGGAUAUUUACUGAAGGUGUUUGAGGGUCAUGAAAAUUUGGUGCAGUCUAUAGCAUUUUCUCAUAAUGGGUUUUUCCUUGCUACAGGAUCAUGGGAUUUUACAGUUAGAUUAUGGACAAUAGGAAGCCCUGAUGGUGUAGACAAAGUUAAAGUGCUAGAAGGUCAUAAAGGCAACGUACAUGCUGUCGCCUUCUCUAAAGAUGGAAUGCUGGCAUCUGGGUCCUGGGACAGGUCAGUCAAGUUAUGGAAUCCUCGUACUGGCAAGCUGAUACACUCGCUGACGGGACAUGAGGGAUGGGUUCAAGCCCUGGCUUUCUCUAACGAUGGGAUAUACUUAGCCAGUGCCAGUGAUGAUGAUACUGUGAGGGUCUGGGAUGUAGUGACAGGGGCUUGUAUUAAAGUGCUAGAGGGUCAAACAGACAUAGCCCAACAUUGUGCAUUUACCCCAGGAGGGGCUCUGGUUGCAUCCGGUGCUGCGGGGAUGACAUUGUCUCUAACCUGACGUCCGUUCUAAAACCAGACAUCAUCUUUUACUAGAUCAUCGCUCUAACCAUUCAUACCAUCACCUCAGUACAGUACCGGGUACUUUAUACCUAUUAAAAUUGAAUUGGACUGGUUAUUGCACUAAGGUGACGAUACAUCAGUUUAAAAUUGUCAAUUCUUUGCCAUUUUUUAGUCUUUACCAGUUCUAAAACAACUGCUUAGCAAGAAUUGGUGCUGCU
Molecule: messenger RNA, 1290 nt
Organism: Ruditapes philippinarum (Manila clam)
Lineage: Eukaryota; Metazoa; Mollusca; Bivalvia; Venerida; Veneridae
Product: WD repeat-containing protein 38-like
Exons: 9
Coding region: 165-1070 (301 amino acids)
Molecular function (GO): protein binding
Source: RefSeq, a predicted model, not a curated record